GCAGUACGAAUAUUCAUUAUAUUUAAAUUUGCGCUCCAUAUUCUCAGAUUCCAAAUUUGCUUUCCUCUUCAAAUUGCGUUGUUAGCUCAUAACAACUUCUUUUUUUAAAACUCCCUCACAACGCAAACUAAAAUCGCCAGAACAAGACUAAGGAUGGAUGGUGGGCAAAUACUGCUUUCUUAUAUAAAAGUAUGGGUGAUCCUCCUUUUGCUCUCAGCUACGUUUCCGAACUCAAAACUUGCUGCCAAAAAUACUGAGCAGGAUAAAAAAAGAAAGCUUGCUGCAGAAAACUCAGGCAUCAGCAUUGAUUGUGGGGCGGAUGAAGAUUAUACGGAUAGGAAUACUGGAAUAUCUUACAAAACCGACAAAGAUUUCAUUAGUACGGGCAAGAAUAAGGUCGUAGCACCAGAGUAUGACUUGACGAGUACUCUUUACUAUGGGAAAAUGGUGAAUAGCUUGAGAAUCUUUCCUGAAGGUGAUAGGAAUUGUUAUACAUUGAAACCUAGAGAGGGUAAGAACCAAAACUAUUACGUCAGAGCUUUCUUCCGCUAUGGAAAUUACGAUUCUAAGAAUCAAACUCAAAUAAAGUUUGAUCUAUACAUCGGGGUAAACUAUUGGGCAACGGUUGAAGAAACUUUUGAAAAUAAGUACUGGAUAAAUUACGACAUUAUUCAUUAUUCAGUAACUGAUACCAUUUAUGUGUGUCUCGUAAAUACGGGUUUCGGAGUUCCUUUCAUCAGUGGAUUGGAUUUACUGUUCAUGAAUGAUUCCUCGUAUAGAAGUAUGAAUGGAUCGUUGCUUCGCAGGGUGCAAGCUGACCUUGGCGGCGAGGUCAGCUUAGGCACCAUAAGGUACCCCGAUGACGUGUAUGCUCGCAUCUGGCAGCUUGACGUCAACCUCACCGAUUCAGUUUCAAAUAUUAGCACCGAAGCAAUUACAAAUAUUGAUAUCCAGGGCAGUGAUAAUCGCUGCCGUCUACCAGUCGAAGUCUUGAGAACAGCGGUUCAGCCUCGAAAUGGCCUUAAAUCAUUGAGCUACACCUAUACAUCACCGUAUAAAGAGAAUUUCACACCUGAGUUUCUUGUCUUCUUUCACUUUGCUGAAAUCGAGCAGAUUGCAGGAGGCAAAUUACGAGAAUUCACCAUUACUUUGAAUGGCUUAAAGUAUGGGCUCUUUACCCUUGAAUACUUGAAGCCAUUGACCAUAGGUCCAUAUAAAUUACAAGAUCAAGAAGGUCUAGUUAGGUUUUCUAUUGAUGCAAGUUCUGACCUUCCACCUAUCCUAAAUGCCUUUGAGAUCUUCGAACUAUUGCCACUCCAUGAUUCACCGACAAACCAAACAGACGUUGAUGCAAUCAUGGCCAUCAAGAAAGCAUACAAAAUAGAUCGAGUUGACUGGCAAGGAGAUCCAUGUUUGCCACGAAUUACUACGUGGACUGGUUUGCAGUGCAACAAUGAUAAUCCUCCAAGGAUCAUCUCGCUGAAUCUAAGUUCAAGUCAAUUAUCAGGGAAUAUAGAUGUUUCACUAUUGAGCCUCACAACAAUCCAAUCCUUGGAUUUAUCAAACAAUGAAUUGACAGGGACAGUGCCAGAAGCUUUUGCGCAGCUGCCACAUCUUACGAUCCUAUAUUUGAGUAGGAAUAAACUCACAGGUGCAGUUCCCUAUAGUCUCAAGGAAAAGUCUAAGAGUAGACAGUUGCAGCUGAGUUUGGAUGGAAAUCUGGAUUUAUGCAAGAUCGAUACAUGUGAAAAGAAGCAGGGAAGUUUUCCUGUUCCAGUUAUUGCAUCUGUCAUAUCAGUUUCGGUGCUCCUUCUCCUUAGCAUUAUAACUAUCUUCUGGAGGUUGAAAAGAGGGAGAUUGAAUGUGUCAUUAUCUUUCUCAGUGGGCUUAUCUAGAAAAGAAUUGUCACUGAAAUCAAAGAAUCAACCAUUUACAUACACUGAAAUAGUUAGCAUUACCAAUAAUUUCCAAACCAUUAUUGGAGAAGGAGGAUUUGGAAAAGUAUAUCUUGGAAACCUAAAAGAUGGUCGUCAAGUUGCUGUCAAGUUGUUAUCUCAAUCCUCAAGGCAAGGUUAUAAAGAAUUUCUAGCGGAGGUCCAACUAUUGAUGAUUGUUCAUCACAGAAACUUGGUGUCCCUCAUUGGUUACUGUAAUGAGCAUGCAAAUAUGGCACUUGUUUAUGAAUACAUGGCAAAUGGGAACUUGAAGGAGCAAUUGUUAGAAAAUAGCACAAAUAUGUUGAAAUGGAGGGAAAGGCUGCAAAUUGCAGUAGACACAGCACAAGGUUUGGAAUAUUUGCAUAAUGGUUGCAAACCGCCAAUAGUCCAUAGAGAUUUGAAAUCAUCCAACAUCUUAUUAACUAAAAACCUUCAUGCCAAGAUUGCUGAUUUCGGGCUGUCCAAAGCAUUCGCCACCGAAGGAGACUCGCAUGUCAUAACUGUACCUGCAGGCACGCCCGGAUACAUUGAUCCUGAAUUUCGAGCAUCAGGAAACUUAAAUAAGAAAAGUGAUGUUUACAGUUUCGGUAUUCUUCUAUGUGAGCUAAUAACUGGUCAACCGCCUUUAAUAAGGGGCCAUCAGGGCCACACUCACAUACUUCAAUGGGUGAGUCCUCUAAUUGAAAUAGGGGAUAUCCAAAGCAUUAUCGAUCCAAGGCUGCAAGGUGAAUUCAACACUAAUUGUGCUUGGAAAGCUCUGGAGAUAGCACUAUCCUGCGUGCCCCCGACUUCAACACAAAGGCCGGACAUGAGUGAUAUUUUGGGAGAGCUAAAGGAAUGUCUGGCCAUGGAGAUGUCAUCUGAAAUGAGCAUGCGCGGUUCCGUUGAAAUGAGCUUGGUGCUUGGCACAGAUAUGGCUCCAAAUCUUAGGUAGUUAAGAAACAAUAACGGUUUGUUUGUUGUUAAAACCGCUACAGCUUGAACUAAAUUGUAUAUAUAGAUAAAACAUUAUUAUAGUAUAAAUUUACCCUCGACGUCCUUCCUUAAA
This is a messenger RNA of Populus trichocarpa (black cottonwood), 2985 nucleotides long. RefSeq names its product probable LRR receptor-like serine/threonine-protein kinase At1g51810. Gene Ontology annotation, biological process: protein phosphorylation. Bases 154 to 2871 code for a protein of 905 amino acids. Gene Ontology annotation, molecular function: protein binding; ATP binding; protein kinase activity. Lineage: Eukaryota; Viridiplantae; Streptophyta; Magnoliopsida; Malpighiales; Salicaceae. The transcript is spliced from 13 exons. The record is from RefSeq and is a predicted model, not a curated record.